Caenorhabditis briggsae is the source of this 1149-nucleotide messenger RNA. The coding region runs from base 1 to 1149 and encodes 382 amino acids. The record is from RefSeq and is a predicted model, not a curated record. The transcript has 5 exons. Lineage: Eukaryota; Metazoa; Nematoda; Chromadorea; Rhabditida; Rhabditidae.
AUGCUAGAUGGUCUCCUGAACCCGGGUACCUCCUAUAACGCCUCCUUCUGUUACAAUGUCUCCAGAGGUCGUCUUGUAACAAUUGAAUGCGAGUAUCCCAUAUUUUACUAUGUAGAAAGUGCGCUCUACCGAACAUUCUUUGGAUGCUUUUUCCAUCUUAUCGAAGUCCUUCUCCUUGGAGCCCUCUGGUUCUGUAAUAUCUGGAUACAGAGAGAUUUCACUGAAGCCUACAUGUCGUCUGUAGCAGUGCCACUUUCCAUUUCUACCGUAAUGAAGAUUGCCACGUAUGUCUGGGAGCUGAUGUUUCCGAGGGAUAUCGAAAAGGCUUGGUUGAUUGAUAUGGCGUAUGCUACAAGUGUGACAACCGCGCAGAUGACACUUGUGAUGGGAUUGCCGUUCUUGUUGUUCAUGGCAAUGCGGAUGGGAACUUCUAGGAAACAGAAUUAUGGAAUUUGUACAUGGAUUCCAUUCCUACUAAUCCUCAUUGUCUCCUUCCCACUAUCAGGAGUCUUCAACAUGUUCUAUAAACCUACCUAUGCCGCUCCAUCCCUAGUUGCCAUCCUUGCCCUAAUUAUCAUCUCUCUUUGCUUCAUGUUCGCUUUCAUUGGAAUGGGAUGUAUGACUUUUGCAUGCUGUGCUAAACAAAAAAUCGCUAUGGACAUGUUGGAUCCAGUCAUCUACGACGCACGGAGUAGAUUGGGUUGGGCAAUGUUGUACUCGAUUUUGGCUCCGAUUUCCAUUUAUCCAUGCUUCUAUUGCUUUGUCUCAUUGGCAUUCUUUCUGGACAUGUCCAAUGACUAUGCAAUCCUCUCUAACGAAAUGGCUACUCGGGUCUGGAACUUCUUCUUCGGACCCACCGUACUCAUUUUCACCUUCGUCAUUCUUCCAUCCUAUCGGGACACGAUCAUGUGUGGGUGCAAAUAUCGCCGUUUCCAACGUCGAGUUCAAAUGGGCGCAUUAGCAGCACCGACUGCUCAGGGAGUUACUCAGCAGAUUAGGAUCUCGGAACCCGAAAAACUCCCAGUCGAAUUCAUCAAAGAGCCCGAGCAAAAAGUCCCACUUGAACCAAUGUUCGUCACCACCCACAGUGCCGAUUCAAAACGCCCACGUCCAGCCUACCCCGUUCAAACUUAUCCGGACAAGUAUUGA